Molecule: messenger RNA, 1263 nt
Organism: Penicillium angulare
Lineage: Eukaryota; Fungi; Ascomycota; Eurotiomycetes; Eurotiales; Aspergillaceae
Exons: 7
Coding region: 1-1263 (420 amino acids)
Biological process (GO): transmembrane transport; carbohydrate transport
Cellular component (GO): membrane
Molecular function (GO): carbohydrate:proton symporter activity
Source: RefSeq, a predicted model, not a curated record
AUGUUUGCAGCGUUGAGUGAUGAACGGGCGACGUGGAAGGUAGCCUCCAAGCUGGAAAAGAGAUCACUUUUAUUCUCCGUUAACUGCCUUGCUGGUCUUGCGAUUUUUUCCUUCGGCUAUGACCAGGGAUGCUUCAUGGGCGAUUAUGUCAGUGAUCGAUUCGGUCGCAUCAAGUCAUUUGCCUUUGGUGCUGCUUGGGGGAUACUUGGAGCAGCACUCCAAUGCACAGCAAUAAAUCCGACAUGGAUGAUCGUAUCGCGCCUUAUUAACGGCGUUGGCACGGGAAUUUUGAACGCUACUGUACCGGUAUACGGCUCCGAGCUUGCUGACUAUGAGUCUCGUGGAAUGUUCAUCGCAAUGGAGUUCACAUUGAAUAUUGUCGGUGUAGAAGCAAUGUAUGUCCUCGAGCGUCUUCGUGGUUCCGGCAACGAGCGUGCGAUCAGGCUGGAAAUGUCAGAGAUCGAAGCCAUGGUCGAAUUAGAGGCUGAGUCGGAGGCAAAUAUCACAUAUUUCCAGAUGCUAUUCGGGACUGGCCAGGGAGACUUGCAUAUUGCGCGACCCAUCUUCAAAAUUGCUGGCUUCGACUCUCAAAAGACCAUGUGGAUCUCGGGGCUUAAUAAUAUCUUCUACGCAUGUGCAACAUUGAUUUGCGUUGUAACAUUGGAUCGAAUUGGUCGGCGCUGGACCCUGUGGUGGGGAGCAGCAGGUCAAGUGGCUGCUAUGUUCCUCGCGGGUGGUAUGGCUCGUGGUGGAAUCGCCAAUCCGGAUAACCAGGCUCCAUGGGGUAUUGCAGCGACCUCGAUGGUUUAUCUGUAUACCUUCGUCUUUGGUGCUACAUGGCUCACUGUACCGUGGCUAUACCCAGCAGAAAUCUUCCCUUUGAAAGUUCGGGCCAAAGGGAACGCUUGGAGUGUUGCGGGAUGGAGUGUGGUAAAUGGGUCCUUGACAUUGGCACUUCCCUACGUUUUUGCUGCCAUUGGAGAGAACACCCUACAUGUAUUUGGCGCAGUAAAUCUUAUCAGUAUCCCUAUUGUAUGGGCUUUCUACCCUGAGCCUAGUCAGCGUAACCUGGAGGAGAUCGACAUGCUGUUUAUCUCUAAAUCCCCCUUUGUGUGGGAUGCAAAGUCGAACUUCGCGAGACUCAUGGCUGAGAACCCACAUUUUGGAGCGGCUUGUACUCGAAAAAGUGUUGUGAAUGAUCCUGAAAAAGAGAUGAAUCUUCAAUGUGAACAUGAGGAGAUAGUCUCGACUCAUAGAAAUUGA